AAUGACAGUUGAGGUUAUGUUACAAAUAAAUCUCUCGUUUUAGAUUCUUUUUACACAUAAAUAAACCCUUUUAUUGGAGUAGGUGUUAGAACAAACCCGUUAAACCACCCAGAAUGAAUCUUAACGAAAUAUUAAAAACUGAAAUUUGCAGGUUAUGUUUAGCUCGCACUAAGACCUCUUUCAGUUUAAUUAGAAACGACGGAGCGUCAAGCAUGCUGGAAACUCUAACUUCCAUGAAAAUUCAGUCCUCUGAUGAAAUCUCGACUGUCAUGUGUCUCAAGUGUCGUUUGAACCUGACCCUCGCUUACAACAUUCAACAAAACAUGUUAAAAGCGGAACACCGUUUUCGUGAACGUUUAGUAAAAAAGGAAUUGUCUCCUGUACCGGUUGAAGAGGACUUAGUUGUGUUUAAUGAAACUAUCUCAAAUGAAGUUCUCAUAAAACAAGAACCGACAAAACGAACCCCAAAGAAAGAAAAAAACUUGGAAACGAUAGAUUUUGGGUGUGAGAUUUGUGCAAGGACUUUUCCCACGCGGACUCUGUUAAGUAGACACAAAUACAACCACGUUAAACGCAAGUGUCCGAUCUGCGGCAAAGAACUCACAGCCCCCAAUCUACGCAACCACGUUAAAUCGCACACCGAAGGACCCCAAAUUUGCGAAUUGUGUGGCGUCACUCUAAAAACGAAAGGGAACUUGAGACAACACAUGUUUUAUUCGCAUAACGCCUCAAGGCACAAGUGUGACUACUGUGAUAAAGUUUUUAAAAAACGGAGCAACAGAGAUGCGCAUCAACGAAAAGAACAUUUAGGUGAGGCCAACUAUGUUUGUGACACUUGUGGUAAAAAAUUCUACUCUAAUCGACAUCUGAACACCCACGUGAAAAUGACCCACUUGAAACUGAGGCCUUAUGUUUGCGAGUUUUGUAACAGUGCUUUCUCGAGUCUGUUCGCUAUGAAGACACACAAGAGGCAGCACACCAACGAGACUCCGUAUCGGUGCGAGGUCUGCGGUGAAGGGUACCGACAGAAAGUGUCUCUGAAGUCGCACUUAAAGUCAAAACACAAUAUCGUGGAGGAAGAGACUUGCAAGUGUUCGGUUUGUGGGAAAGGGUUUGCGUCCAAAGUGGCUUUGUAUUCGCAUCAGAGGAUACAUUGAAGUGAUUUUACAUUAUUUAAGAUUAGUUUAAAGGAUAGACGUAUUCAGGUUGUUUAUAUUUAUUUAUAAAAAAAACUA
Messenger RNA from Zophobas morio, 1235 nucleotides. RefSeq names its product zinc finger protein 239-like. The transcript is spliced from 3 exons. Gene Ontology annotation, biological process: regulation of transcription by RNA polymerase II. Lineage: Eukaryota; Metazoa; Arthropoda; Insecta; Coleoptera; Tenebrionidae. The record is from RefSeq and is a predicted model, not a curated record. Bases 114 to 1157 code for a protein of 347 amino acids. Gene Ontology annotation, molecular function: RNA polymerase II cis-regulatory region sequence-specific DNA binding; zinc ion binding; DNA-binding transcription factor activity. Gene Ontology annotation, cellular component: nucleus.